Coccomyxa subellipsoidea C-169 is the source of this 1518-nucleotide messenger RNA. RefSeq lists its product as hypothetical. NCBI's taxonomy places the organism in Eukaryota, Viridiplantae, Chlorophyta, Trebouxiophyceae, Coccomyxaceae. The transcript is spliced from 8 exons. The record is from RefSeq and is a predicted model, not a curated record. The coding region runs from base 1 to 1518 and encodes 505 amino acids.
AUGUCCCUGGAGUCGCUUGGCUCCCUCGCCAGGACCGUCAACGAUAGAUUUUUAAGGGAUAAUCUGAGGCGCAUCAUCUCAGGCACCAACGUGUCCAUUUCUUCAGUUCUAGAUGGCUUCAGAGGCCCCGACAGCGACAACGAGAACUGGGCAGAGCCGCUGCAGAGCAAUGAGCCGCAGACACUCCCGAGCGCAUUCGAGGACUUGGCGCGCGGUGGCAGCUACGCGCGACAGGGCAGCGACAACAUGCUAAAGCGCAGAAAUUCCUCUGUGGGCCGCCGGCCCAGUCAGCUGCAGCGGGGGGCACCGGACGGCGCCAGCCGCGCCCCUGAGCUUCGCACCAUCUACUCUGCAGCCUCGCUAGGGUACCCAGUGAGUCCCAGAGCGCAGAGGAAGCCAGCAGGAAAGGACCGCAGGCAGCAGCAGCAGAAGCAGCAGCAGAAGAGAUGGAAGUGGUCGAAGAUUGCAACUGCAGCCUUCUUUAUUGCGUGGGCAAUUCUGGGCAUAUGCUUUCUUACUGGCGCUUGGCUCCCACAACACGAGCCGGAUCUGAUGCACGUAGAUUUGGGAUCUGGUGAGGGCCAAUCGCAGGCUGCCAGCUGGCGCCUGCUCAGCCUGCUGCACCCCGGCAACCCCCGCCGCCUGCUCAAGGAGAGCCAGGUGAAGCCGCACAACAACAUGGGAACAGCGGCGCACAGGCAGCACGGCACGGACGCCUUCACGGCAGCUGCCGCGCGCGUGCAGCACCAGCAUGCCGCUGGCCGCUGGGGGCAGCACAUGUCCUCGCGCAUGAGCCGCUCCCUCGCCGAGGGCGAUGCCUCCGCCGCAGGUGACGGAGCUUCUGCCACAGCUGAAGCGCCGAGCAUCGCAACGGCGGCGGCCUUCCGCCCGGGACAGGGCGCAUCGGCCGGGUCCGUGGCCAGCAAGGCCGGGGCCGGCAACGGCGGCGCGGUCGGCACGCAGAGCGAGGCCGAGCGCGCGGCCGCGGCCGGCAACGCCGCGGCCGGCGGCGGCGGCAGCGGCGCGUCGGUGGGCGGCGCUGCUUUCGUCGGCGCGAGCCUGCUGCAGCAGGACGCGUCUGCUGCCGAGGUUGCCCAGCAGACACCCACUGCUGAGGGCCAAGCAAACACGCUGCAGUACAGCAACGGCUACGUCAACGUGACCGGCCCCCACUACCGAGUGGUGCAGCACACUCAGAACCGCGACGUAUGCGCGGCUGCAUGCGCCGGUGACUCGGCAUGCGCCGCGUGGACGCGCAUCGCCGCCGGACGGUCGGACGUGCAGUCAUGCUACCUCAAGUCCGCCGUCGCUGACCUGGCCGCCGCUCGGCGCAACUCGGCAGUGCAAUACGUGGCACCAAAUCCUACAUCUCAGGUGGUGUUGGAGUCUGGGACAAAGGAGCCCAACGCUCUGCCCGCAGCCCUGUACGGCUGCCCAUACCCGCCCUCGCGCAACGGCGGCUGCAAUCCUCCGCCUACAUGCAACUGCUACCAGGGUGUCUGCUAUGGUGACUGCUGA